Molecule: messenger RNA, 1286 nt
Organism: Suillus fuscotomentosus
Lineage: Eukaryota; Fungi; Basidiomycota; Agaricomycetes; Boletales; Suillaceae
Exons: 3
Coding region: 226-945 (239 amino acids)
Source: RefSeq, a predicted model, not a curated record
CGCGUUAGAGGAGGUCAGCCACUCCGACACAGCUUCCGAUGACACCACUGGUUGCUAACUUUCAAACUGCGGCGGUACAUCGCCCAUAAUCCAUGCUACAUGGAGGUAUAGUUUUGAUGUUCAAGCAUGCUAACCAAGCUAGAUGCUUACCAAUGAUGCUGCUCAGCCUUCAAAAAGAGUCUCAAGAUUGGCCGUAGCACUUCAAACCCCACGUCUUAACACACCAUGACGCAGACACUUGUCCUGUAUGACAUCCUCUCCAACCUACCAGGCAAUAACUGGUCACCCAACCCCGCAAAGCCGAGGUACAUUUUGAACUACAAGGGUCUUCCAUUCGUGACAGUCUGGGUCGAAUACUCAGACAUCUCGAUCGCUAUGAAGGCUAUCGGUGCAAAGCCAAACAAACGUUCAGACGGCACGGAUGUUUACACCGUCCCCGUCCUCAGCGACCCUAACACCGGUGCCCUCAUCAGUGACUCCCUCGAAAUCGCCUCCUACCUCGAAAAGACAUAUCCCGAGAAGGCCAUUUUUCCCGACAACUCAGAAUCCUUGAUACGCGAGUUCGACUCUGCCCAUUUCAGAUUCAUUGUACCUGGUGUAAAGCCUAUCUUCGCACGCUCCACAGAAAUAAUGAGUCCCGCCAGUGCGAAGUUCUUCAUCAAAGUUCGUUCGAUAGACGUGCCGCUGCCUUGGGAUGCGACCUACAGUGAAGACUGGGCCCUACUAGAGAGGGGGUACAAUACUGCUUACGAAUGGUACCAGAAGACAGACGGGAAGUGGUUCAUGGGCGACACUUUUUCGUAUGCAGACAUCAUCGUGGCUUCUUGUCUGUUGUGGUUCAAACGAGUUUUGAAGGAGGAUGAGUGGGUCAGGAUCAGUUCUUGGAAUGGGGGGAAAUGGGGCCAACUUCUGGUGGAUGUUGAGAAGGAGUGCAAAUUGGCGUAGAGGAUUGCACAUACUAUCACAUUCAUUUCGGAGACAUUUCAAACAAUGAUAAGUUCCUUCCACAGGUCAACCCAGGCCAGCAUCAUAGUCACAAAGUGUGCACGCUAAGCUUAGGUCGUGUGGACCCCCUGAGCCAGGAUUUGGCACGAAAAGUGGCAGGGAACAGCACUCAUCAACAAAACCCCCAAAAAUCAACGUAUUGCGAAUGUCGCAAGUCAUACAUUACUUUCCAAUUUUAGGGGUCUUCCGUCUUCGUCGUGUCAGAUCCUUUGCAGAAUCAAAUACACCUACAUAAUCUACAAUAUUUGAUGGGUUUCGUCAUUAGCGGAGAUGUCUGGUUC